This is a messenger RNA of Mesorhabditis belari, 1011 nucleotides long. The record is from the annotation of a GenBank genome assembly. Lineage: Eukaryota; Metazoa; Nematoda; Chromadorea; Rhabditida; Rhabditidae.
AUGCCACUCCUUGGCACAUCCACUCAGUUCUUCACGCUACCGUUUCGGAGGAAAAAGCAAAGAUACACAAUCAAUCCACCAGAUGAUCAAUACAAUGUGAUCUAUCUUGGGAAUGUGCUAACAGUGAUGGCCAAGGGUGAUGGAUGUGUCGAUAAACCAUUGAGUCUCAUUUGGAGAGCGUAUUGCCAGCGGCAACGAAAUGACCUUCAUAUGCAACUUGAGAUCACUCGAUCUGGCCUAAAAGCGGAAACCUCACAACAGGGAUUGACCGAGUAUUGGGCUCAUCGAAUCACUCAUUGUUGUGCCCCGUCGGAGUAUCCCAAAGUUUUUUGCUGGAUUUACAAGCACGAUGGAAAGAGACUCAAGCCAGAGCUCCGAUUUCACGCUGUUUUGUGCAAAAAGGCUAACGAGCCUGCUCUGAUCGCCAUCCGAUUAACCGAAUUUCUCAAAGCUGCUUUGGAGGAAUACAAACGCGAGAAACUGGCUCAACAGAACGCCCGGCUCACCUCGUCGACGGGAUGUCCGAGAAGGAAAUUGAUGCUUCAAACGGGGACUCUCAACUUCCGACCACCCGUCUCUAGAUCAAAAAGUGCCCCUAGACUCGGCAGCAUUGAUGAGGAGAUUGAGGAAGAAGAGGGCUCCGAUGUUGAGUCGAUGUGUUAUCGCGAGGAACCAAUUGGGGACACGGCUUCCUAUUCGGGCUCCGACGUUUCUCCGGGAAGUUCAGCCUCUUCAUCUAAGGGUGCCUCAUCCCUUUGCUCGAAUGAGGAUCGACAAAGGAAUCGAGGUCGAUUAGAUCCAGAUUCAGUCUCUGAUGAAUCUGGUUAUCAUGAGGACGGUCAACGACGGAUUGACGAUUUGUUCUACUCAGAUGAAGAGCUUGUUAUCAUUGAGGAACAAGAUUUGGAUGAGGAUACAAUGAAGAAACCACCCCGUCUUCAGCAUCAAUCUCGAUCCCUGCAAGUGACCAUCGAAGAAGUCGAUGAUGAUAACUGUGAAGUGACGUCACUU